AUGGAUGACCUGAACUUCCUUGGAACUGUUUACCCACAGGAAGCCGCUGGAACCGCACAUAUGCAGCCCACGGAGUGUGAAGCUUGGAUCAACACCCAUCUCGAGGGGCUAGAGCUGUUUCUUGACUCCUCAGCUCCCCCUCCUCCUGCUUCAAUUUACCGAAGUUCAGGUGCUGGAGAGGAAUCAGGUGCUGGAGAGGAAUCAGGUGCUGGAGAGGAAUCAGGUGCUGGAGAGGAAUCAGGUGCUGGAGAGGAAUCAGGUGCUGGAGAGGAAUCAGGUGCUGGAGAGGAAUCAGGUGCUGGAGAGGAAUCAGGUGCUGGAGAGGAAUCAGGUGCUGGAGAGGAAUCAGGUGCUGGAGAGGAAUCAGGUGCUGGAGAGGAAUCAGGUGUGAGGUUGUUUGCAGUUGAUCGAUCUUGGGGGGUUUCCACAUUUGCCGAUCUUCGUUUUUAUGAUUAG
Messenger RNA from Fusarium mangiferae, 456 nucleotides. RefSeq lists its product as uncharacterized. The record is from RefSeq and is a predicted model, not a curated record. Lineage: Eukaryota; Fungi; Ascomycota; Sordariomycetes; Hypocreales; Nectriaceae. The transcript has 2 exons. The coding region runs from base 1 to 456 and encodes 151 amino acids.